Molecule: messenger RNA, 1308 nt
Organism: Physcomitrium patens
Lineage: Eukaryota; Viridiplantae; Streptophyta; Bryopsida; Funariales; Funariaceae
Biological process (GO): translation
Cellular component (GO): cytosolic small ribosomal subunit; ribosome
Molecular function (GO): structural constituent of ribosome; RNA binding
Source: RefSeq, a predicted model, not a curated record
GCGACCCAACGCCCAAACUGGCCAUGGCUGCGCUGUUGUGGUGAAUUGUGUUGGGAUUCGGAGCUCGCUUGGUGUUGCUGCGUUGCGGUCAUCUCCAAAAGAGUGCGAGGAUUGCUCCUUUUGUGAUAUGGCCUCGUUAGGCAGGCUGCGGAGUCUGUUCCUUCCGCUCCGCCAAAAUGUGGCCAAAUCCAUGCUCCCUGCCGUCUGGGAGAGGCCCACGUUGCUGCCCUUUUUGCAUCGCGAUAUGUCGAGCUCCAGUGAUUUCUCAGGAGCCGGAGAAAAAGAACCUCCGCCCGCUCCGGGCACUUUCGGCUAUUUGCUAGCACAAUCUGGCCUGACCGAGGAUGCUCUUGACAGCUUGAUCGCUUUGAAGGAUUUCACUGGCAUUGAAGGGCUCCCACCACUAGAGCUCAUUGAGGAGAUGGAUCCUGAAGGGGAGAAGAAAGCCAUGCGUAGAGAGAUUGAGCGACUUAAACAGGAGGAAAUAGAUAAAACACGGGUGAAAACGGUAGAUGAGUUUGGAAGGGCCUAUGCCACAGGAAAGAGGAAAGAAAGUAUCGCUAGAGUAUGGCUUUAUGAAGGACAAGGAAAGUUUACAAUUAACGGGAAAGCCUUUGAUAACUAUUUUCCUGACAUCGCCAACCGUGUUCACAUGCUUGAGCCCUUUGUUCAGACCAGCACACUUGGUGCUUUCGAUGUGCGUUCAACUGUUAAGGGAGGUGGCACAACAGGUCAAUCAGGGGCAAUCCGUCAUGGUAUCAGCAAAGCUCUGCAACUCUUCGAUCCCAACCUUCGACCGGCACUGAAGUCGGCUGGCAUGUUGACGAGGGAUUCAAGAGUAGUGGAGCGGAAGAAGCCUGGAAAGGCAAAGGCUCGCAAGAGUUACCAGUGGGUGAAGAGGUAAUCUCGGGAAGCGGAAGAUUCUCUCGAGAUUUAUUGCUUCGGCCUUACGUGAGCACUCAAAUGAGAAGUUUGCAUUCAACCAUGGUACUGCACAAAGCUGUCCCUUGUUCUUUGUCACCUUGCUUACGCUGAGAGAACUGAGACACACCAUUACUAUCAAAGUGGCAGUUUAGCCUCGUUUCUUUUUUUAGUAUAUGGUACAAAGUGAUGUUUAGGCCUAUGUAGUUUCGGAUUGACAUUACUUCAGGAUUUGUAUCACAAAUAGAUUCUUACUCUAGCAGACAAUUGUGAUGAAAAACUUCAGCAUGUUCCAGAGGCAAAUCAUGCUUUUGAACCAUUUUGAAUGCUACAUUGAUAUUUGUGAUUUGAAAGAAACGUUUCACAGCAUCCAUUUAUUCUAUCAAA